AUGCCUAAAUUCAUUGUUAACACAAAUAUAAGCAAGGAUAAUGUUCCAGAGUCCUUCACAGAGGAGCUCACCCAGCAGCUAUCAAAAGCAAUGGGCAAACCAGCACAGUACCUAGCAAUUCAGAUCUCUCCUGAUCAGCUGAUGUCCUUUGGCUCUGCAGACCCCUGUGCUGUGUGCUUUCUCUACAGCAUUGGCAAGAUAGGGGAGCAGGAGAACAAGGUCUACUCCAAAUUGCUUUGUGACCUGCUAAACAAACAGCUGAAAAUACCAUCUGACAGAAUCUACAUCAGCUUCUUUGAGAUCAGUGCUGGAAAUGUAGGCUGGAACAACACCACCUUUGCUUGA
Molecule: messenger RNA, 345 nt
Organism: Chaetura pelagica (chimney swift)
Lineage: Eukaryota; Metazoa; Chordata; Aves; Apodiformes; Apodidae
Gene: MIF
Product: macrophage migration inhibitory factor (glycosylation-inhibiting factor)
Exons: 3
Coding region: 1-345 (114 amino acids)
Molecular function (GO): cytokine activity; phenylpyruvate tautomerase activity
Source: RefSeq, a predicted model, not a curated record